Messenger RNA from Prunus mume (Japanese apricot), 714 nucleotides. RefSeq lists its product as uncharacterized. The record is from RefSeq and is a predicted model, not a curated record. Gene Ontology annotation, cellular component: extracellular region; vesicle. Gene Ontology annotation, biological process: regulation of double fertilization forming a zygote and endosperm; double fertilization forming a zygote and endosperm; regulation of protein localization to cell surface. Lineage: Eukaryota; Viridiplantae; Streptophyta; Magnoliopsida; Rosales; Rosaceae.
UCUCAGCAUUAAAAUCUUCAUGGUUCCGAUCUCAUUGCUCUUCUAUAAAUCCUCUUACCCUCUCUCCAACAUGCCACAGCCAAUCUAGCUUCCCUUUCUCUGACCUAGUAUAAAAAUAAAACUGAGAGUUCCAACUUUGACAAAACCAUGUCUAGAGAAGCUCGAGCAAUAUUUUCACUACUGCUAAUGGCAGCAUGUGCUGCAACUGUGCUGGCCGAUGUGCCACCCUCGCCCUCUCCGACGAUCACAGGCCUAUUGCCACCCGGGGCCCCAAGCUUCUUGCCACCAGGAGCUCCAAGCUUUUUGCCACCGGGGGCUCCAACGAUCCCAGGCCUAUUGCCACCAGGGGUCCCAAGCCUUUUGCCACCAGGGACUCCAAGCUUUUUGCCACCAGGGGUACCAGGCUUCUUGCCACCAGGGAUACCAGGCUUCUUGCCACCAGGGAUCCCAGGCCUAUUUCCACCAGGGAAACAGGGUGACAUAGAAGCAGAGUGUUGGUCUUCACUUGAGGGCAUUCCGGGGUGUGUAUGGGAAAUUUAUGGCUCAAUCUUUACUGGGAUACUCUCACUAGGCCCUGCUUGUUGCAAGGCUUUCCAAUCAAUUGAUGCAAAUUGCUUGGCUAAAUUGCUCCCUCCUUUCUUCCCUCCAUUACCCCAGGGAGACUGUGCUCCAGGGAAUGUUGCUGCUUCUAAAGCAGUUGGGUCAAAGCAGUAG